GUUCCAUAAUGACGUUACUGUGUUGUUAUGGAAACAGUGUGCACGUCUUCCAUUCCUAGCUAAACGAGUCUCCACUUUGGCGAUUCAUAUUAGCGUUGACAAGAGUUAAACCGUUUGUUGUAUUGUUCAUGAAGAAAUAUUUACCUAACAUCGCAAUGGACUCAAGUUUAGAGCAGCCAUCAACCAGUGAUCGGGACAAAAAGAAGGAAAAUGAUGCCCAGAGUACCACUUCGAGUGUUGGAUCGAUAAGUCAGGCAGAAGACUCUACCCGAGGAACCGUGAGCGAUAAAUGUAAUGGAAACUGCACCGGUAUAUCCUCUCUGGCUCCUAGUGGCAAAAAGAAGCAGAUGAUUAAGAUACUCACGCUUAUUCUGCUGCCCAUAUUUGCCCUAAUAACGUUGGCAAUUUCAGAUCUGAUUAACACUGUGCGUCGCAGUAUUGAUGCAACUGAAACGCGUAGGAACGUUCGUUUAAGUCAGCAGGUUGGAUCUCUUAUUCAUAGUUUGCAGCGAGAGCGCGACAUGACUGCACUCUACAUUAGCUCGUUACUAGAAGAAAACGGACCUGAACGCAAGACUUUCUUAAUAGAUACCUACCCAAUGACAGACGAGGUUCUACAGAGUCUUGACGACUGGCCAGUGAAAGGAACCAAGGCCUACAAGGAAUUUAAGAACAAACAAGAAUGCAUGAACUUCCUCUUUAAGUAUCGUCUAAUGUUAGACAACCAAAACACUACCAUCUACGAGGUAAUCCACUUCUACACAGACGCAAUACAAAUCUUUAUCGACUGGUUUAACGAGAGUGUCGGGAAGUCUGGCGGGCAAGGUGUUUGGGAAACACUGGUUGCCUACCAGCUACUGAUCAUUGGCAUGGAACAAAUCGGUAUCGAAAGAACAUUGGGUGCAGUAUUUUUUACUCAAGGUGGUUUUCACCAAACAGAUUACCUUUGGUAUAUGAAGACAUUUCAAGUCGGUGAGAGUAACAUAUGGGCGUCUCAAAAAUACUCCUCUCUCGUCAGCUCCAUCUUAGAUGAAAGAGUUUCUCUGAUAAAGUAUGAUUUUCAGACGACUAUCUCAAAUAUGAGAAAAGAAAUAUCCCAGAAUGACAUUCACAGAUUGCCAUCCUGGCAAGAUGGGACCUGGUGGUUUGACAACAUGACCAUCUACAUCGAUACCUUACAUGAGAUCCAGAGCAAGAUGGCAGUGAUUAUUCUCUCCAGACUCGACGAGGCAGUAAAGACCGAUAAUACUAGUUUAUCGACUGGUAUCAGUAUCAUGGUGGUAGUGAUCAUAAUAGGAAUCGUGAUUUUUAAAGCAGUUGAAUCUCUGACAUCAUCGAUGAAGGAGUAUGGACUCAUACUUGCUGACCAAACUAAAGUACUAAACAGUGAGAAGAAACGCACAGAUACGCUGUUGUACCAGAUGCUUCCAAAGAUUGUGGCCGAGAGACUAAAAUGUAAUAAAAACGUCAAGGCUGAAGAGUACAGUUCGGCAACAAUCAUGUUCUCGAAUAUUGUUGAAUUCACUCGCGUAUGCUCGGAAAGUACUCCCCUUCAGAUUGUCGAUAUGUUGAAUCAUGUGUAUACUGUCUUUGACAACUAUAUUGACAAAUAUGAUGUUUACAAAGUUGAGACCAUCGGUGAUGCUCACGUUGUUGUAUCAGGUAUACCGAAGCGAAAUGGAAAUACGCAUGGCAGCGAAAUCGCUCUAUUGGCAUUUAAUCUCCUCAACAGUAUUAAAAGUGUCGUUAUACCACAAAUGCCGGGCUACUCUUUGACGAUAAGAAUUGGUAUACACACAGGUCCAGUUGUUUCCGGAAUAGUCGGAUCCAAGAUGCCGCGCUAUUGUUUGUUCGGGGAAACGGUAAACAUGGCUUCUCAUAUGGAAUCCAGUGGAGUUCCGAACCGUAUUCAGGUUAGUGAAACAACUCACAAAGUUUUGUCAAACAUUGGCGGCUAUUCAAUGGAUAAAAGGGGGAAAGUUUUGAUCAAGGGGCAUGGAUUUGUCGUGACUUAUUGGCUCCUUCAAAAGGAAACUCAAUUAAGCGUCAGUCAGCGGUUUGACGUACCACCUAAGGGUUUCGAUUUCUUGCUGCCCGGAGAGUGCAGUCCAUAACCAGUUGAGGAAUGAAUAAUAGAUGAAUGAAUAAUUGUCAGAUUUUCUAUUAUCUAUUUUGAGUUUUAUCUCUGAUCUAACCCAUAUGGAUGUUUAAUCCGGUAAUAGCCAACGGUAUUACAACCCGAAUAAAUAGCUGGGGCUCGUGAAAUGGGAUUGAGCGUCAGUGCCAGAGACGACACAAAUAUACAGUAAUAAUAUUAUUAAUAUUAAUAUUAUAUUACAAUAAUCACAAUCAUAAUCACAAAACGAUUUAUUCAAUCAUCAAGUCAUAUAAAUUAAAAGUAUUUAAAAAAAAUCAAAUUUUUCUUAUUGCAAAGUACUUUUGUGGUUGGUUUGUACACAGAUUUGUUAUAUUCGACGUUAUUAAAUCACAUGUAGGCCUAUUUCCUCGUAAUAUCACGUUGUCUCAUAUAUGUGUAUAAGCUCUAUAGAAAAGAAGAAACGGAACGACUGUUUUAAAUACAGAGGCUUAAAUCUAUAACAAAAUUAUGUAUUAUUGUGUUUUGAAUAACUAUUAAAAUAUUUGUAACGUGUGAAGUUAAUAAAUAACAACGUACUGUAUCGGAACCCUUCCUAAGAUAACGUAGUCUCAGUUUAUUUUCUGAAUGCAUAGAUUUAUUGCUAUAAUAAUUGUUAUGUGUGUUAUAUUUUAAACUUAAACAAGUUCGAGUAACGAAAUUCGGAGUACCACAGGCAAUAUCUACAAAAUAUCAACAUCCAUCCUCAUUCUAAAAAUAAUUGACAGUUACAAUAAGCCCAACUCUCCGAUAUUGCGCCUAAAUGAAAAUUAUUAUUCU
Molecule: messenger RNA, 2914 nt
Organism: Anneissia japonica
Lineage: Eukaryota; Metazoa; Echinodermata; Crinoidea; Comatulida; Comatulidae
Exons: 8
Coding region: 129-2114 (661 amino acids)
Biological process (GO): cGMP biosynthetic process; intracellular signal transduction; receptor guanylyl cyclase signaling pathway
Molecular function (GO): peptide receptor activity; guanylate cyclase activity
Source: RefSeq, a predicted model, not a curated record